Ailuropoda melanoleuca (giant panda) is the source of this 1575-nucleotide messenger RNA. It is a transcript of the gene CAMK2N1, whose product is annotated as calcium/calmodulin dependent protein kinase II inhibitor 1. NCBI's taxonomy places the organism in Eukaryota, Metazoa, Chordata, Mammalia, Carnivora, Ursidae. The record is from RefSeq and is a predicted model, not a curated record. Gene Ontology annotation, molecular function: protein kinase binding; calcium-dependent protein kinase inhibitor activity. Gene Ontology annotation, biological process: negative regulation of protein kinase activity. The transcript has 2 exons. Bases 91 to 327 code for a protein of 78 amino acids.
CCGCCCCCGGCCCCAGCGCCGCUGACCCUGUCCGCCGCGGGCGGGGACGCGGGCGGAGGAGGCGCCGCCGCGGAGCCCCCGGACGCGACCAUGUCGGAGGUGCUGCCCUACGGCGACGAGAAGCUGAGCCCUUACGGCGACGGCGGCGAUGUGGGCCAGAUCUUCUCCUGCCGCCUGCAGGACACCAACAACUUCUUCGGCGCCGGGCAGAACAAGCGGCCGCCCAAGCUGGGCCAGAUCGGCCGGAGCAAGCGGGUUGUUAUUGAAGAUGAUAGGAUUGAUGACGUGCUGAAAAAUAUGACAGACAAGGCACCUCCUGGUGUCUAACUCCCCCAAAGACAAUGAGUUAAGGGAGAGUAAGAACGGCGGCAACAGUUAUUGGCAAAAAGAGCAUGAAAAAGAGAAAGCACUUUGAAAUUUAUUACUAGCUUGCUACCCACGAUGAAAUCAACAACCUGGAUCUCGUGUCAGGCCAGGAGACAGACGAGGCGGGAGGAGGAGGAGAAGGAGGAGAAGGCCCUGGGCUCCUCAGCAAAAAUUAAAAUAAAAAAAAAAUUAAAAAAUUUAAAAAUCACUAUAUACACACAUAUAAAGAAAUAAAAAAGUCUCAGUUGCAGCUAUUUGUCAAAAUUAAUAUCCAUUUCUUUUUAUACACAGUGAAUAUUGCGCAAUUAUAGAUCUGGAUUUUGAACCACUUAAAUAAUGAAACGGCAACACCGGGUGUUUUGAGGUGUUGGCAUUCUUCGCUGAUUUGGCUGUUCCCAAUGUUUACAUUAUUUAAUCUUGCAAAAAUGAUUCUGUGCACUUGGAUGUGAAAUGCUGUCCGGUUUUAUUUUUUUAUGUUGUUAUCCUUGGGUGUACGAAAAAUCAGCAAAUGAUCUCUAUAGAUACUCUGUUUUAUUUUGGUCAUCAUUUGAAGUUAUCAGGAAUGUGUUUAAAACAAGAAGAGAACUUUUCUAAGGAAUGAUACAUAGGAAGAAUCCUUGUUUUAUUUUAAAAUGACUUGUAAAGCUUGUGUUUCUUUGUUGCUGCAAGCUAUUUGCCCAAGUUAAUGCAAAUGGACACAUUUUAUAUGUCAGGAAAAAAACCCACAAAAACAAAGAAAAAAAUGCUUGAGCUUUUUCUAACCUCUUCCUGCAGUCUGUUGUGUGAGCAGCCUGUUUUUUUCUCUAAUAUUGUGUCAGUUUAUUCUCUUUAAUGGGCUGUAAAAAAAAUGUAAUCACAAGAGUGCCAAAUAUCUUGAAAUGCCAAAAGGCAUUUUGGUUUCUUUUCUUUUUCCCUGUGCUCUGAGUCCACGUAAAGGAAUGCUUGGAGUGUCUUUUCUGUUAUUUAUAGGGGUUCUCUUAAGGCACACCAGCUGCCUGUUUUGCAUGGUAUUUGCAAAAAAAAAAAACCCGCCUCUUGCGUGAGGAAAUCUUUUACCAUUUUUUUGUUUGCAACUUUGGACCUCAAGAGGUUUCUUCCCUUCCCUGUUCCCUUUUUUCUUAAUUCGAUAUUCUGGAUGUUGCACCUGUAACCAGCACGCAGGGCUCUUUCUCCGAUGUAUAAUAAAAGAACUGUCCCUGUGUCUCACUC